GCAAAUUCCUUUGAUACCCAUUUCUCACCCACCACAAAACUCAAACUCAUUAUGAAUCUUCAAAACCCAAUAAUCUCACAAAAUCCCAUCCCUGAAAACAGAGCUCCAAAACACACACCACCUCUCUCACUCUCUGUUUUUUAAAAAUGCCUUCUAAUUCACAGACAAAAUUGCCAAGAAAAUCUCUUUUAACCACAAGUCCAAAUCCCACUUGGGCAAUCCCAAUAAGAACCACUUUCCGAGCUGCCCUCGCUAUUCUGGGAGCUCUCCUUUUCCUCAUCGCUGUUUAUUUGGCACAAAACAGAGCACAAGUUUCGGAAAAUUACAGAGCCAGCGGCGAUGAUGGAGGCGGCGGGGGAUGCAACUUGUUCAGUGGGAAGUGGGUUUUUGACAAUGAGUCUUAUCCGCUUUACAAGGAGAGUGAGUGUGUUUUCAUGUCCGAUCAGUUGGCGUGUGAGAAAUUUGGGAGGAAGGAUUUGGGGUACCGGAAUUGGAGGUGGCAGCCGGAGGAAUGUGAGCUUCCGAGGUUUAAUGCGACGGCGCUGCUGGAGAGGCUGAGAAAUAAGAGGAUGGUAUUUGUGGGAGACUCGUUGAAUCGUGGGCAGUGGGUUUCAAUGGUUUGUCUCGUCGGCUCUGUUAUUCCGGCGCCGUUGCAGACCAUGCAGAGCAAUGGCUCCAUGAUGAUCUUCAAGGCCACUGAAUACAAUGCGACGGUUGAGUUUUAUUGGUCCCCUUUGCUGGUUGAGUCAAAUUCGGACGAUCCAGUCAACCAUAGACUGCCAGAUCGUAUUGUGAGAGUAAAGGCCAUUGAGAAACACGCAGCCCAUUGGGGGGACGCCCAUAUCCUCAUUUUCAACACUUAUCUUUGGUGGAGAAGGCCCAGAAUUAAAGCUCUGUUUGGAUCGUUCGAAGAUGAAGAACAAAGUAGGUUAAAAGUAGUGAAGAUGAGAAGAGGAUAUGAGAUGGCUUUAAGGACGUGGUCAGAUUGGUUGGAAGUUAAUAUAAAUCCAAACAACACCCAAUUGUUCUUCAUCAGUAUGUCUCCCAUUCAUGAUAGGGGUGAAGAAUGGGGUAAAGGCAAAGGUGAAAAUUGUUAUGGUGAAACAGAGCAAAUCAGAAGAGUAGGGUACAAAGGAGAAGGGACAGAUCCAAAGAUGAUGAAGAUAGUGGAAAAUGUACUAAAUGACUUGAAAACAAGAGGAUUAAAUGUACAAAUGAUUAACAUAACACAACUUUCAGAGUAUAGAAAAGAAGGGCAUCCAUCAAUUUAUAGGAAGCAAUGGGAAGCAUUGAAGGAAGAUCAAAUUUCAAAUCCAAGUUCUUAUGCUGAUUGUAUCCAUUGGUGCCUUCCUGGUGUGCCUGACGUUUGGAAUCAGCUUCUUUAUGCUUUUAUUUUUCAAUCCAAUCACACACUCUACUAAUUAACCAUAAUUUUAAUUACCCCUUUUUUCUUUCCAAAUUUUGUACUUGUAACUAAACAAACCCUCCACAACCAAUUGAUGGGUUUCUAAGACAAGAUUGAUAGAGAUUGAAUGAUAAUAGCAACCUCACAUUUUUCCAUGCUUAA
Cucumis sativus (cucumber) is the source of this 1567-nucleotide messenger RNA. RefSeq names its product protein trichome birefringence-like 34. Gene Ontology annotation, cellular component: Golgi apparatus. Lineage: Eukaryota; Viridiplantae; Streptophyta; Magnoliopsida; Cucurbitales; Cucurbitaceae. Bases 147 to 1421 code for a protein of 424 amino acids. The record is from RefSeq and is a predicted model, not a curated record. Gene Ontology annotation, molecular function: O-acetyltransferase activity. The transcript is spliced from 4 exons.